Molecule: messenger RNA, 3977 nt
Organism: Odontomachus brunneus
Lineage: Eukaryota; Metazoa; Arthropoda; Insecta; Hymenoptera; Formicidae
Gene: Ctr9
Product: RNA polymerase-associated protein CTR9 homolog
Exons: 14
Coding region: 100-3876 (1258 amino acids)
Biological process (GO): regulation of DNA-templated transcription
Cellular component (GO): Cdc73/Paf1 complex
Molecular function (GO): RNA polymerase II complex binding
Source: RefSeq, a predicted model, not a curated record
UCUGGCCGUUGAAAUCAGGUCGGUGGCUAUUCUCAAGCUUCUCUCUGAUUGGUGUGGUUGUUCUCGGAUUUCUUUCUGGUUCAAUGGUUUGCAGUUACGAUGGCAGGUUCUAUAGAGAUACCACUUAGAGAUACAGAUGAGGUUAUAGAACUUUAUUUGGAUCAAUUACCUGAUGGCGAUGAGGUACUUGGGAUUCUGCGGCAAGAACAUGCUCAGCUUAGUAUCUGGGUCAAUUUGGCUCUUGAGUAUUACAAGCAGCAGAAGAUUGAAGAUUUUAUUAAGAUACUUGAAUCUUCUCGUAUUGAUGCAAAUAUUGACUACCGAGACUAUGAAAAAGACCAGAUGCGAGCUCUUGACAUGUUGGCUGCCUAUUAUGUUCAGGAAGCCAAUAGAGAAAAGAACAAGGAUAAGAAGAGAGAUCUCUUCACAAAAGCCACAUUGUUAUACACAACAGCUGAUAAGAUCAUCAUGUAUGACCAGAAUCAUUUACUUGGACGAGCUUAUUUCUGCCUGCUUGAGGGUGACAAGAUGGAACAGGCUGAUGCACAGUUUAAUUUUGUAUUGAAUCAGUCACCCAAUAAUAUACCUUCUCUGCUCGGCAAAGCCUGCAUUGCUUUCAACAAGAAAGAUUAUAGAGGUGCUCUUGCGUUUUAUAAGAAAGCCCUCAGGACUAAUCCAAAUUGCCCAGCUGCUGUUAGAUUGGGAAUGGGUCACUGUUUCAUGAAAUUGAACAAUCAGGAAAAGGCACGAUUAGCGUUUGAAAGAGCUUUGCAGCUGGAUGGACAAUGCGUUGGCGCGUUGGUGGGUCUUUCGGUUCUGAAAUUAAAUCAGCAACAGCCCGACAGCAUAAGAACUGGUGUGCAAAUGUUGUCAAAGGCAUACACGAUUGAUUCGACAAAUCCGAUGGUAUUGAAUCAUUUGGCAAAUCAUUUUUUCUUCAAAAAGGAUUAUAAUAAAGUCCAGCAUUUAGCUCUGCACGCUUUUCAUAACACAGAAAACGAAGCCAUGCGAGCGGAAAGUUGCUACCAAUUAGCCAGGUCAUUUCAUGUUCAAGGUGAUUAUGACCAGGCAUUUCAAUAUUAUUAUCAAGCGACACAAUUUGCACCGCCUGUAUUCGUAUUACCACAUUUUGGUUUAGGACAGAUGUAUGUUUAUCGCGGUGAUGCCGAAAAUGCAGCACAGUGUUUCGAGAAAGUUUUGAAAGCACAACCAGGAAAUUAUGAGACUAUGAAGAUUCUUGGUUCGCUCUACGCUAAUUCCAGUUCUCAGUCGAAACGCGACAUUGCAAAAAAUCAUUUGCGGAAAGUAACGGAACAAUUUCCCGACGACGUGGAAGCCUGGAUUGAACUGGCGCAGAUAUUAGAGCAAAGUGAUCUAAAUGCAGCCUUAAAUGCUUACGGUACUGCAACGAGGAUCCUAAAGGAAAAAGUUCAUGCGGAUAUUCCGCCGGAAAUUCUGAAUAACGUAGGAGCUUUACAUUACAGACUUGGUAAUUUGGAAGAAGCCAGAAAAAAUUUGGAGGAGUCUUUGGCGCGUUCGAAAGCAGAUGCUUUGCACGAUUCAGUGUAUUAUAACUCUAUAUCAGUUACAACUACGUAUAAUUUAGCACGAUUGAACGAGGCGUUGUGCAUAUUUGACAGAGCAGAAAAAUUGUACAAAGACAUUUUGAAGGAGCAUCCGAAUUACGUGGACUGUUACUUGAGACUCGGCUGCAUGGCUAGAGAUAAGGGACAAAUUUAUGAGGCAUCUGAUUGGUUUAAAGAUGCUCUAAGAAUUAAUAAUGAGCAUCCGGAUGCGUGGUCAUUGCUGGGCAAUUUGCAUUUGGCCAAAAUGGAAUGGGGUCCUGGUCAAAAGAAAUUUGAAAGGAUCCUUAAAAACCCAUCAACGAGUACGGAUGCUUAUUCUCUGAUUGCUUUAGGCAAUAUUUGGCUGCAGACAUUGCAUCAAAGUGGAAAAGACAAGGAAAGAGAGAAGAGACAUCAGGAUCGAGCAUUAGCUAUGUAUAAGCAGGUUCUGAGAAACGAUCCGAAGAAUAUUUGGGCUGCAAACGGUAUCGGUGCGGUGCUCGCGCACAAAGGCUGCGUGAACGAGGCCCGAGAUAUAUUUGCUCAAGUGCGCGAGGCGACAGCGGAAUUUUGCGAUGUCUGGUUGAACAUUGCGCACAUUUACGUGGAGCAAAAACAAUUCGUUAGCGCAAUUCAAAUGUAUGAAAAUUGCUUGCGCAAGUUCUAUAGAUAUCAUCACGUUGAGGUUCUGCAAUAUCUUGGGAGAGCUUACUUUAAAGCUGGCAAGCUAAAAGAAGCGAAGCUGACGUUAUUGAAAGCGCGCCGAGUAGCCCCACAAGAUACAGUUUUAUUGUACAACAUUGCUCUUGUACUUCAACGAUUAGCCACACAAAUUCUCAAAGACGAGAAGUCGACUUUGACCACCGUACUUCAAGCAGUUCAUGAAUUGGGUCUUUCGCACAAAUAUUUCCAAUAUUUGUCGACACAUGGCGACAGGAUGGAGCAACUAGCCGAUGCUGAAGCUAGAAGAUGCCAAGAUUUGUUGUCGCAAGCGCAAUAUCACGUGGCUAGAGCUAGGCGAUUGGACGAGGAAGAAAAGAUGCUGAGACGCAAGCAAGAAGAAGAAAGGCAAGCCUUUAAAAUGCGUCAGACGGAAGAGCAACGCAAGCUGGAGGAGAUGCGCCGUCAGAAAGAAGAGGAGAUGCUACAGAAACGACAAGAGUAUGUGGAGAAAACAAAAAAUGCAUUGGUGUUCGGGGAGAUGCCGUCGGAGAAACCAGGAAGGAAAGGCAAAAGAGUUCGAUCUGAUCAGUAUAUCAGUGAUAGCGGAGGAUCCGGUCCAGACGAAGGCAGAGAUGAAGCGCCGAGAGAAAAAAAACGCAGGAGGAAAGCGAGUGGUGAAACUAAAGAAAGAAAGAGCAAGGGUAAACGCCGGCGCAGAAAGGAAGUCGGAAGUGGCGAAAGCGGAUCAGAAAGCGAUCGUCCGAAGCGAAAGCGUGGUAGAAAGACAGGGACUAAGAAGGAGAAGUCACGGAAAGGUACAACCGACACUCUCAAAGGUAAAAUGCCGUUAUCGAAGGAAACUAUCUCUACUAGUGAGUCGGAUAGUGAUACUGGUGGUCUUAAAAUUGCCAGCGGUGGCGAAAGCGGCAAUGAGAAUCAACCGCGCAGCAGCAGACGAAUCGCGUCAGAUUCAGAAGGCUCUCGUGCUUCACGUUCACGAUCUCGUUCGAGAUCGAAAUCUGGAAGUCGCUCAAGAAGCAGUUCACGCUCGCGAUCGCGAUCACGAUCUCGCUCCAGAUCUCACUCUGCAUCUGGAUCUAGAUCUGUGUCGAGGUCCAGAAGUCGCUCUGUCUCCGGGUCAAGAUCGGGAUCUGCUAAAAGUAGAUCACGAUCGAGGUCGGGCUCGCCAAAAAGCGGCUCACGGUCAAGGUCCAACAGCGGUUCGAGGAAGAGCGGAUCGAAGGCAAGAUCAAGAUCAAGGUCGAGCUCGAGAAAAAGCGGCUCUAGGUCGAGGUCGCCGAGCGGUUCGAGGAAAGCCGUCUCUAGGUCGAGAUCACCGAGCGGUUCAAGGAAAGGCGUGUCGCGAUCGAGGUCAAGAUCAAAGUCAAGAUCAAGAUCUAAAUCUAGAUCUAGAAGCGACUCGCGCUCAGGUUCGGAGGCACGCCAGUCACGAAGCAAAAGCCGAUCACGAUCAAAGUCAAAGUCCGUUUCGAGAUCUAAAUCAAGAUCUAAAAGCCCCAGUAGAUCACGAUCGCGCUCUAGGUCCAAGAGUGGCUCUAGAAGCAGAAGUCCCAGCGGAUCGGCACGUUCUGCAUCACCGGUGUCUAGGAAAUCAGUGUCAGGCAGCGGUGAUAGCGACAGUGAAUAAAUUGGGCAUUCUUGCAAUUAUGAUUACUACAGUAACAAAACAUAAACAUAUUUGUUAUCAUAACUAUAAGAAUAAUAAAGUAAGAGCACAUUGCUAAUGAA